Molecule: messenger RNA, 1246 nt
Organism: Coccinella septempunctata (seven-spotted ladybird)
Lineage: Eukaryota; Metazoa; Arthropoda; Insecta; Coleoptera; Coccinellidae
Exons: 2
Coding region: 113-1246 (377 amino acids)
Source: RefSeq, a predicted model, not a curated record
UAAGCAUUAAAUGUCGUUUCUCUUUUACAGAGAAACUCAGUUGUGCUUUUAAUCAACACUCAUCCUGAAAUAGUCUUAUAAAACGACAUUUCUUGACAAAUUGAAGACGAAGAUGUCUAAACUAAGGUUCACCUUUGAAGUAAAACCCUCUCAAGAUGGAAAAUCAAAUCACAUUGCCGUAACUUCUAUCAACACUGAAGAUGGCAGAAUAUUUUUGAUACCAGAAGAUUUUCAAGUGGCAUUCUUCCAUAAAGAAAUCUGUGCUACAAAGAAUUUUACAAUAAUCAAGAAUACCUUAAAACGAAGACAUCAAUACAGGAAUGUUUGGAUAGCCUUAACAGAAGAUAUUAAAAAAACCUACUUCGAUGAAGACGGUAACAUGGUUUUCAUGGAUAUGUACUUAGAUGAAGCAAAUCAACAAAUAAGCAAUUGUUCAUCUAACACUACCCAAAUAUUGGAUGAAAGCAAUCCUAUGGUCAAAAUCUUGGAAAAACUGGUGAAAAAUCAAGAGAAACAGAAGAAACAGAAUGUGAGGCAAGCAGCCGAGAGAUUUGUUCUUGAAAAAUAUGAUGGUAGAACUACAGAUUCAUAUCAAUGGCUUGAAGUUUUUGAAAAAGAAUGCGAUAGAUUUGAAAUAACUGAUGAUAGGGAAAAAAUUGAGAUAUUCAGAUUGUUUCUGGAGAAAUCAUGUGUGGACUGGUAUAAUUCCAUGAUGAUAAAACUAACAUUUGAUUCUGAAUGGUCAGAUUGGAGGAAAAAUUUUUGCCAAACUUACGCUAACAAGGGCUGGUCUGCUAGUAGGUAUGCGAUAUUUUUUAAAUACCAAACUGGCUCUCUACUGGAAUAUGCUGUGAAAAAAGAAAAACUAAUACUAGAGGUAAGAAAAAAAGUUGACCAGGGAACUCUAAUAGACUUAAUCGCUGCUGGCCUGCCCAAUUUCAUUGUGGAUAGGAUUAACAGAGAGGAAAUUUUGGAAACACAAGAUUUGUUCAAUGAAAUUGGGAGGUUAGAACAUCUUGUCAAGAAUAGAACAUUGAAACAAAAAUCUGAUGCAAAACCAAACCCAGAAAAGAAACAUAAAUGUAGCAUUUGUGAGAAACUGAAAAAGGGAGUUCGUUAUCAUUUAGAAUCUUCUUGUUGGUUCAAUGAAAAGGACAAACGAUCAAAUCAAAAAAAUCAAAUCAAAAUUGUUAAUAACUCAGAAAUAGAAUGCGAACUUCAAGAUGAGGAUCCAAAAAACUUGUAG